Bombina bombina (fire-bellied toad) is the source of this 4122-nucleotide messenger RNA. It is a transcript of the gene GLS, whose product is annotated as glutaminase. Lineage: Eukaryota; Metazoa; Chordata; Amphibia; Anura; Bombinatoridae. The coding region runs from base 76 to 1989 and encodes 637 amino acids. The transcript has 18 exons. Gene Ontology annotation, biological process: L-glutamine catabolic process. Gene Ontology annotation, molecular function: glutaminase activity; protein binding. The record is from RefSeq and is a predicted model, not a curated record.
CCCACUGCAUGUGAGCAGACAGACACUUCGCAGGCGGUUACUGUAUUAGGAAAAAAUUAGUGCUGUGAGAAAAAGAUGAUUCGUAUGGGGGGCUCAGCGUUCCUUAGAGAGUUGCUACAGCCCGGGCUUAGAAAGCCUCUCGCCACAGCAUUUACUCCACGGACUCUCCGCAGUCUCGCCGGGGUAGUACCACCCGCAGGAGGCGAUGGUGGUGGAGAUGGCAGCAAGUCAUUGUGGCGGACAACCGCUCGUAUGACACCCAACAGAUACUUCUGCUCCAAGUCUGAAGUCACUACCGCCGAAGAAAGUACUAAGACUCAACCGGGCGACCAGGACGCAGCAAUCAAGGCAGCAAAGGAGAACAAGAUGAAUAAACCAGGACUCUUGCCUAGUUUGGAGGAUUUGCUCUUCUAUACCAUUGCUGAAGGUCAAGAAAAAAUACCAGUUCAUAAAUUUAUCACGGCAUUAAAGUCUACAGGGCUGCGUACAUCUGACCCAAGGCUUAAAGAAUGCAUGGACAUGCUGCGACUGUCUCUUCAAACCAUGUCUGAUGGAGUCAUGCUGGACAAAGAGCUCUUUAAAAAGUGUGUCCAAAGCAACAUUGUUCUGCUCACACAGGCAUUCAGAAGAAAGUUUGUCAUUCCUGAUUUUAUGUCUUUCACCUCGCAUAUUGAUGAGCUUUAUGAAAGCGCUAAGAAGUUAUCAGGUGGAAAGGUUGCUGAUUACAUUCCUCAACUGGCUAAAUUUAGCCCAGACCUGUGGGGAGUUUCCAUUUGCACUGUUGAUGGUCAGAGGCAUUCGGUAGGUGAUACCAAAGUACCAUUUUGCCUUCAGUCUUGCGUGAAGCCUCUGAAAUACGCCAUUGCAGUUAAUGACCUCAGCACAGAGUAUGUUCACAGAUAUGUUGGAAAAGAACCAAGUGGCUUGCGGUUCAACAAACUCUUUCUGGACGAAGAUGAGAAACCACACAACCCCAUGGUGAAUGCUGGAGCUAUUGUGAUCACUUCUUUAAUUAAGCAAGGCUCAAGUAACGCAGAAAAAUUUGAUUAUGUGAUGCAGUUCCUGAAUAAGAUGGCUGGUAAUGAGUAUAUUGGAUUCAGUAAUGCCACGUUUCAGUCAGAGAGAGAGAGUGGAGAUCGCAAUUUUGCAAUUGGAUAUUAUCUGAAAGAAAAAAAGUGUUUCCCUGAACAUACGGAUAUGGUUGCAACACUAGACUUCUAUUUUCAGCUGUGCUCUACUGAAGUGACUUGUGAAUCAGCCAGUGUUAUGGCAGCAACUUUGGCAAAUGGUGGCUUCUGUCCAAUAACAGGUGAAAGGGUCCUAAGUCCCGAGGCUGUCAGGAACACGCUAAGCUUAAUGCACUCCUGUGGAAUGUAUGACUUCUCCGGGCAGUUUGCUUUUCAUGUUGGUCUACCGUCUAAAUCUGGAGUUUCGGGUGGCAUCCUUCUAGUUGUUCCUAAUGUUAUGGGAAUCAUGUGCUGGUCUCCUCCACUGGAUAAAUUGGGAAAUAGCGUCCGUGGAAUUCAGUUCUGCCAGGAUUUGGUAUCUCUGUGCAAUUUUCAUAACUACGAUAACUUAAGACACUUUGCAAAGAAGCUUGAUCCUCGCCGGGAAGGAGGUGAUCAGCGGGUUAAAUCCGUAAUAAACCUUCUGUUCGCUGCUUUCACAGGAGAUGUUUCGGCCCUUCGAAGGUUUGCUUUGUCAUCCAUGGAUAUGGAGCAACGUGACUAUGAUUCCCGCACAGCGUUACAUGUAGCAGCUGCAGAAGGUCAUGUAGAAGUUGUGCGUUUCCUGCUGGAAGCUUGCAAAGUCAAUCCCUUUCCAAAGGACAGAUGGAAUAAUACUCCUAUGGAUGAAGCUAUGCACUUUGGACACCACGAUGUAGUCAAAAUCCUUCAAGAAUACCAAAAUAAUUAUGUUCCCUCAGAAGAUCCAGACAGUGGGAAGGAAGAUCAGACAGUCCAAAAGAACCUAGAUGGGCUGCUAUAAAGGUGUCCUUCACACACAGAUCAUAUAUUUGCACUUGUUUAAUUUGUAGGAGCCUAUGACGUGUGUUUUUUAUCUUAUAGUGAUGUAUAUUUUAAACAAAGUCUGUUUCUGUGUUAUUUUUUUUGUGGGACACUCAGGAUGAAAUUUAAGGAAAAGCAACAAAGGCAAAGCCUCUCUUCUUUAACCUUUUCUGCUGUCAACCAGGUAUGCAAUGCAAAGACACAUAUGGCAGGCAUCCCUGGCAGCACAUGGUUAAUGGGACUUAUGCUGCAUAGAUUUGCCUACUUUAUACUAGAUUUCUAUAUGUUUGUUAUAGAAAUAGAAUUAUACACAGGUAACCCCUGAAAGAUUAUUAGAUACUAUUGUGUAAGGCUGUGCUUUCCAUUGCAGUAUAUUAGAAUUUCACUAUUUUGUAUGUUCUUAUGUAUCAAAUAGUAAAAUGUAUUUUGGGAUUGGAAAUUGUUGCUGAUGGGGAUGUGAGUUGAUGUUGCUGUCUCUCAGGUGAUAUAAAGCCUAGCAAAGUUAUCCCUUGCUGCAAAAUGGGGCCGUGCUUUAAAGGGGAAUAACCUUAAUAUUUAAUUGAAAGUAUUUACAAAUAAUAAUUUGGACUAGGGCAUUAUCCCAGAAAUAAAUUGUCACUCCUAGAUUUUUUUGAAAAUGUAUUUUAAAGUACUUUAUUUAUAUAAAGUUAAUAAGAUCACAUGGAUGUUUUUGAUGUGUUGCUAAAGUAGCGCAAAUCUUUAAUUUGAUGAUUGUAGCCAAUACCUACUAAAACUAUGUGUUAAUUGUAAAAGAUCUGUCACCCACUCUAUUUGCAGCUGCUGAAGUAGUCCCUUUUGUUGAUCUAUUUAUAAUGUGGGUCGCUUAUACUGAGUAUCUUUUCCCCAAACCUUACAUAAUCCAAAUCCCCUUAUAUAAGUGAAGAUAAUAUGAACAUAUUUUUAAUGCAUAGAUGUGCUUUUAAUAUAAAAUUGGAUUGAUAUUGUUUUUGAGGACACAAAUUCAGCUCUAAGACAAAUGCUUAAUUGAUAUGAGUUGAGGUUUACCAGAUGGCUAGUGACACUAAACUUGUGAUACAGAACCUCAAUGGAGGUCUGUGAAAUAUAUUGAACACGUUCCCAGUGCCUGCUUACUAUGAAUGCACAGUAGCUCUGUCACAAAUGUACUCCUGACUAGUGAUCCCUCUAAGGCCAGUUUGUUUGCAGCCCAGCAGUGAAACAGUUAAUUAGGUAACCGCACCCUCCAAUUUGAAAACACUGCACAAUGCAGACUGCAAGGUUUGGUUCUCUUGGGCCACACACAAAACUGGCCUUAGAGGGAAACGCUGCUCCUGACCCCCUAGUGCUUGAGGUAGGGAGAUAGUAAAGCGCUAAUGCACAUGCACAGAGUGCAUUGUGCCUUCGUCAGCAAGAUCUUGUUUUUUUACUCACAAUGACUCCAUUAAUAGCUUCCCUGUCUCCCUAUAUGCAGUCUUGGAUGCUCAUCUGUGACAGCAGACAGUGCCUGCUCAGCUAAAACACAAUCUGACUGGCUACAUCAACCUGUCAUAGAUUAGCACAGAUUUAAAAAAAACAGGAUUAAGGGAGGUUAUAUAUAAUUGUCCACUGGAAGGGGGAUUUACAAUUAACACAUUACUUCUAUGUCCCUCAAAGAAUUUGGUGUUACAAGAUGCGUAAAUGUAUUUGUGAUAUUUUAUAUGUAUGUUGUUUUUAGCUAAGAAAAUGCGCACAUAGAUUUUUAAGACUGCUUUGUCUUGUAUUUAUGUCAGACCAUUAGGAUUUUUUUUUUGUUACAUGUGAAUGUACUUUCAGUAUUUAAGUAUGUGUAAAAGAAAGAACACAUGGCUUUUAAAGGCCAAUAAUGUUUAAAGAUAGUGCAACUUAAUAUACUUAAAUAUAUAAUUACCAUGAUGGAAAUUAAAUGUCAAAUUGUAAUUAUAAAAUGUAUUAGAAAUAUUUAUAAAUGUAAAAUCUGAUAAUUAAAUAUUUAUUAUACUAUAUUUGGUGCUGCGGUGAACAGGAAUUGGUUAGAUUUUAGAAAUUAACCCAAAGAAAAAUACGUUUAAAUAAGAGUUUAUUUUCCAAAGAUACUUGUUACGAGAUUAAUUUAUUAAAUCCAAAUAUAUUAUUACAA